Molecule: messenger RNA, 893 nt
Organism: Oncorhynchus mykiss (rainbow trout)
Lineage: Eukaryota; Metazoa; Chordata; Actinopteri; Salmoniformes; Salmonidae
Gene: elav1
Product: ELAV-like protein 1
Molecular function (GO): RNA binding
Source: RefSeq, marked provisional
AGUGUUUGCUUUUGUUGGACGAAGAGAAAAAUUGCUGGCUAGCCAGGAUACCGUUAAUUUGUUUUGAUUUUUUUCCUAGGUCCCUUUUGGCCUAUUAUUAAUCACAGGAGUAUCAAUAAAGCAGAAUCUACAUCUGUGAAGCAUCAACAUGGCAGUCAGAAGGGGACACAUCAGAUACCUCAAAGUGUGUGAGGUACAGAGUUGUCAGGGUGACAAUAGGGAAUCACAACAGCAUGUCAGUAAGGGUUCGAUUAACAUGAAGCAAGACGCUUAUGAUAACGGUUACGACGAACACAUGGAAGAUGAGCCCAAAGAUGCCAAAACCAACCUUAUUGUCAAUUACCUGCCCCAGAACAUGAGUCAGGACGAGUUGCGGAGUCUCUUCAGCAGCAUCGGCGAGGUGGAGUCUGCCAAACUCAUCCGCGAUAAAGUGGCAGGUAAUCCCUAUCACAAAAACCAGAAAGUCUGUGACAUCAAAUAUUUUUCUUUGACUUCACCAAGAUUUUCUGUCUGGAUUACUAAUCUGUAAAAUCAAUGCGGUAUUUGCUGGUUACCGCAAUUGUCUUUUACUUUGUAUAUAACUCCUGUGUACCCCCUCAAUCUUAUGAAAAUGUAUUUAGAUGCUAAGACUAUUUUUGUGUGUUGCAGACUCGCUGAUUAGUGUUGGGAUCAGCGAUUGACUUUUUUUCUUUGGGAUGUUGUUCAACUCCUGUUUUUCUGUGCUAUACAUCUUGUUGAAUCUGUUCUUUAAACUUUACUUUAGUGUCUCUUUUUUUAAAUGGUGGUCGUUGGGAAUUCUAUUCAUGGUCUUUGCAGAUGUUUUCUUAUUUCAUUGGGUGUUAUGGCUGCUCCGUGUUAUUAGAUCUGGUGAUUACAACAUAUCUUAAAAUGCA